AUGGAUUGGAAGAAUAAAUCGUUGUUGCAACACAUUGAAUUGACUAAUGUUGCUUCAUUUAAAAAUGAUGAAUCUACAGCAGUUGAAUCCAUCAAUAAAAAUCAACCUACAGUGUUGAAACCUGUUUGUUUAUCUAACAAGACCUUUCAUAGUAGUGCUAGAACAGAAACUGUUGAUUUACAUCUUAAUACAACAAGACAAUAUCUUCAUCUUGUUAAAAAUCAACAGUUCACUAAAAUGUAUGCAAGUCAACUCUUGUCGGAAAGUCUUGGUAAAGAACAUGCUAUUUUGCCAAAACUUCCUCAUAGUGUUCGUAAAAUAGUUCCUGUCACUUAUGAUGAGACACCAUUUUACGCCAAUGAUGGUAUGUACAAGGUUUGGGGUUCAAAGAAUGAAAGCAUGCUUCGUAACAAGUCACAAGGACUUAGUAUGCAUGUCAGCGAUUUCAUCUGUCAGUCAAUUGGAUGUCUCAAACUUUCAGAAUAUGAUCGUCAUAUAAACGAUCUACUUCCUGAUGAUUCCAUCUUAAACUUAAACAUACCAAAACCUGUGUUAUUAUCUAUUCAGGUUCAAAUCGGGAUGGUUGAUGGACAUGUAAUGACCUUAUUAAUCAAAUAA
Cetraspora pellucida is the source of this 618-nucleotide messenger RNA. NCBI's taxonomy places the organism in Eukaryota, Fungi, Glomeromycota, Glomeromycetes, Diversisporales, Gigasporaceae. The record is from the annotation of a GenBank genome assembly.